This is a messenger RNA of Colletotrichum chrysophilum, 1821 nucleotides long. RefSeq lists its product as uncharacterized. The transcript has 2 exons. NCBI's taxonomy places the organism in Eukaryota, Fungi, Ascomycota, Sordariomycetes, Glomerellales, Glomerellaceae. Bases 1 to 1821 code for a protein of 606 amino acids. Gene Ontology annotation, biological process: lipid metabolic process. The record is from RefSeq and is a predicted model, not a curated record.
AUGGGCUUCUUCGACCGCAAAAAGAUCCGCAAGGCCGAGCCGGCCCCGGUCCCGGUGAACCACCCGCCGUCGUCACGAUACGCGACUUCAACCACACAGACGCCUCAAUACUGGCACCCACCACCACCAUACCCGAACCAACAGUACCCCGUCCAACACCCUCAACACCAACAGCCCAUCCGCCACCCCCCAAACCGGCAAUACCAGCAGCCCAUCGUGGUGAACCAGCACUACUACAUCACGCCGCCAUCCUCCGCGCCGCUCGCCCUGCCGGCCCCGCCGCGCCCGGGCUCAACCGUACCCUCAUCAUGCCCCGCCGGCCUCAACAAGUUCACCGGCCCCGUGGCGACCAUCGCCAAGGACUUCGCCUCGCCCCAGUUCUUCGACGAGCCGAACUUCCACCCGCACGCGACGCAGCUGAUCAACUCCACCGCGGCGUGCGUCGACCAGAUCGCCGGGUGCUUCAACGACGUCAUGACCAUGAUUGACGGCGGGAAGCUGUCUGGGCACGAGAAGGCGCUGUUUACGUACCAGCAGCAGCCCGCCCCUCGCGAGCAGCAGCAGCAGGUUGUGCCGUACGAGGGCAAGAGGAGCGGCGGGAAGUCGAGCAGUAGCAGCAAGAAGAAGAAGGAGAGCCAUUCGAAGGGGCAGGGCGUCGCGGAGAGUGUCGCGAGCGGGAGCUACUUUUCUAAAGUGGACAUGUACGCCAACGCGAGGCUGCCCCUGAACCUCCCGCCUCUUCGGCUAUACAUGCCCACCUGGCCGCUCCUCUGCAUGGCCGCCCAAUACGCCGAGCGCGUCUACGAGACCCCCAAAGGCGCCGAGCGCGACACCCACGUCAACGCGGACUGGAAGCACGGCACCAAGGCCAUGGUGAUCAAGUCCGUGCCCAUGGACCACAUGAACACCAUCGUCUUCGCGAUCCGCGGCUCCGCGACCUUCAUGGACUGGGCCGUCAACCUCAACACGGCGCACGCCUCGCCGACGAACUUCCUCGACGACCCGGGCAACUUCUGCCACGCGGGCUUCCUGACCGUCGCGCGGCGCAUGGUCAAGCCCGUCGCGGCGAGGUUGCGGCAGCUGCUCGAGGAGGACCCCGCGCGCAGCGGGUACUCGCUGCUGAUCACGGGGCACUCGGCGGGCGGGGCGGUGGCGAGCUUGCUGUAUGCGCACAUGCUGGCGACGAGUAAGGCGGCGCAGAGCGAGUUGAAUGUGCUGACGGGGUGUUUUAAGAGGGUGCAUUGCGUGACGUUCGGGACGCCGCCGGUGAGCUUGUUGCCGCUGAAGAGGCCCGAGUGGGCUGAGCUGAGGAAGAGUUUGUUUUUGACGUUUGUGAAUGAGGGGGAUCCGAUUGCGAGGGCGGAUAAGGCUUAUGUGAAGUCGUUGCUGGAGUUGUUGGCGUCGCCGGCGCCGAGUUUGGGGAAGCAGAGGGGUGGGGAGGAGAGGGAGAGGGAUAGAGAGAGGGAGAGGAAGGGGAGGGGGGUUGUGGCGAAGGCGAGCAAGAUCUCGUUGAGGGGGAAGGAGAGCAGUGCGGUGGUGAAGGAGGAGAGGAGGGCGAAGAAGCCUGUUUGGGAGUUGCCGGCUUGCACGCUGAGUUCGCCGGGACGGAUUGUGGUGUUGAGGAGCGGGGAUAAGAGGGAGAGGAUCAAGGAUAGGAAGACUGUCGAGGAGAGGUUGAAUGAGGGGGUCGUGGCGCAGACUGUGACUGACGAGGAGCUCAGGGGGGUGAUUUGGGGAGACCCGGUUUGCCAUGUCAUGAAGCUGUACUCGGGAAGGAUCGAGAUCUUGGCUGUUGGAGCUGUUACGGGCAGGCAUGGAUGA